Anastrepha ludens (Mexican fruit fly) is the source of this 2429-nucleotide messenger RNA. RefSeq lists its product as uncharacterized. Bases 385 to 2190 code for a protein of 601 amino acids. The transcript has 2 exons. Lineage: Eukaryota; Metazoa; Arthropoda; Insecta; Diptera; Tephritidae. The record is from RefSeq and is a predicted model, not a curated record.
CUGCACAUAACCACAAUACAGUCACGCCCACAAAAGCAAACGUGCGCUCCAUGCGGUGCAACAUUCCACUCAGUAUAAAAUCCGAACACAACGACGACGACGACAACAACAAAGGCAAUCACCGCCACGCGCUCCUUCGAUGGUGAACUCCUUUGGCAACGAGAGGCGACGGAAUUUAUAGAACGUUUUCCACAACGUCGUCGUCCACAUGGCACACUUCGUCCCAGCGCCUCAGCUGGUGCACUUUACAAAAAAGGCACCACUGUAACGACGAUCAAUAAGCGCGCCAGUGGUGGCGAACUAUUAACAGCACAACAACGACAUCAACGCGAUCUCUUUAGCGGUGACUUGGGCAUACCAGAGGUGCGUUCACACGUCGGCAGUAUGGUGCACACUUUCGAAACCCUCGCCACGCAGCGCAAACUAGCUGAUCAAGAGCGUGCCAAAGAGCGCGCUUGGGCAUUGCAGCAGCAACAGCAAUGGGAACGGGAGCAACUGCAGUUGAGACAAAGUAAGUAUAUGCCGACGCUGACUAGCGCCGUGCACACGACCACAUACACAUAUGACACGCCCACACACGCUUCACGCGCUUCUCAGCACGGCACCAGUAACAGUAAAUACCAUCAACUCAAACGUAAAUCACACGAAUCGCGCCAGCGUCUCAUACAACUUAGUAAAGAACAGCUAUUAGCUGCCUUCGACAGCCAUGCCGAUAAGAGUGAGAAACGGCAGCCCGCGACGUCGGCAAGCAAAAAACUUGCCAAUAGCUAUAGCGCACAAACGCUGGCUAUCGAAAGUAAUAGCAAAGCACUUACAACUGAUGGUAGCCCGCAUAAACGACAACGUACUUUGAGUCUGCGUAGCGCGAACGCGACGCGCUCUCCAAAUGGUGAUGAUGACUUGGCGCAGCAAUAUGGUCAUAUGGAUGACGAUUACCGCAAAAAUCUCUUCGGCACCCUGGCAAGUAGAGGGCACGCGCCGACAUUGCAGCUAACGAUGAACAGCGGUAAUGGCAUGGGUGGUUAUGCAAAGGGAAAUGCGCCUUAUAAUAGUCUGCGCGGCAGCCAAGAAGAUGGCGAUUUUGGUGUCAGCAACGAUUUAAACGCGGAAAAUGAUGAUGAGGCAAUCAUUGUAAAUGCCGCUUUCGAUGAAAUAUUCGCCGGCUAUAGCGGCGCCGACGAUGACGAAGAAGAAUACAAUGUUGGUAAUAGCGAAGAGCAAAUGGUUAGUCUUAGCGAGCUGGAUGACGAUGUCUUCAAAUCGCUUGGCGCAAGCCAAAUCAACAAUCUAGGCUGCCCUGGCAACACGCCAAUGAAGUUCCCGCUAAUAGCAGUAGGCGCACAGAAAAAAGCACCACCACCACCACCACCACCGCCACUAACAGCAACAGCGCAUACGCCUUCAAUAAAAAAUAUAGAUAUAAAAUUGUCAACGCCAUCAACUAAGCGUAAACAUACCAUAAUGCCGCUUGCCAAACAGAAGCAACGUUCCACCACGCUGCAUAACCUCUUCGAUCGCCUCAAGGCGACACAGACCAAAGUGAAGCGUCCGUUUACCAAAAUAUCGUCGGACAGUCUACUGAAACAGGAUCAAUUGAAUAUUGAACAGAUGACGCAUGCUCUGCACAAAUAUCCACCACAAUUAGAUCUUUAUCGCGAAGUAGGUGAAGGCAAAGCCGCCGACGAGCGUACGGUUUGCAACGAUGCAGAUGCGGCAGAUGACGACUUUCUACGCGGCUCCACAUUAAGCCAAUCAUUUGUGCGUCAAUUGCAUAUGCGACAAGACAAAGAAAAAGCUAAGAAAAAAAUGCCCGCACCGGCGCCACCCAUCACAUCGAAAUUGCAAUCGAACAGCGCUAGCGGCGUGAAUGCUGUAAAUGGCGCACCGCGCCCACACCUAUCGCAAUGGCGCACUAAAUCGUCAAAUGAAUUGCUGCUCGAUGAUUUGGCAAUACAAGCGCGACGUUAUCAGCGUGCAGCAAGUCGUAAGUAUCCGGCACCAGCGACGCCAAAAAAACAGCAACCGCCGAUGCUGGGGCAAGUAAUGAAAGUGGCCGAUGCGGGAGAGGAAGCAUUACGCAGCUACAAACAGAAUCGCGACAGCAGUAGGGGGCAUGGCGUUGGCGCUGAUACGACGCGUAGCGAACGCAAUGAGUAUGGCAGCUUUCUGCGUGGCAGCGCGGAAAUUUAAGCACAGCCAAUCAGUGUGAGUAAAAGCAAGAAAGUUGCAGUUGCUGAAGCGCGCGGAAGAUAAUUGAACUUACCAUUUGCUGAAAUCGUAGCGUUUUAGGAAAAUUGCAGAAUACCCAACGUAAAUGUUAGUUAUAUACAUAGAUACAAAUAUUUAGCAGUAUUGUCAUUGUACUAAUUAAUACUAAGUAAUCAACUAAUUUUGCCAGUGUUAUUGAGCCAUGUUUUCAUGCAAUCAAA